UUUCGCGUCACUCGAGCGCGAGGCGAUGGUGUGUGUGUGUGUGUGUGUGUGUGUGUGUGGAGGAGAGGUAGUUUGUUUGAAUUCUGCUGCUCAGAACCAGCCCAGGAAUUUUAUUUGAUCAGACCUUCCUAAACCAACCCGGGACCGUGAGGUUGCCAUUAACCAAAUAAUCGGGAUCGUUUUCUACAGUGACUAAUCGUCGGUAACGAGAAGUAAUCUGUAAACCCACAGACAUCUGAAUGGAAGAAGUGAAACAAGAGACGGACUGAUGUUUUUUGAAUUUGUACAUUAUGAUGAAUGAGGAAUUGAAAGAUCUACAGCGUCAAAGGUUUCGAACAGACUCAUGGUAAAAAUGGAUUCAUGGACAAAAAAUGAGUCUGACCCAGAUGAUUUUUCCAACAUCACUGACCAUGCCUUUGACCAGACAAGUUCUGUGGUUAUUACCUUUGUGUACUUUGUGGUGUGUGCUGUUGGACUCUGUGGCAACGCACUGGUCAUGUAUGUGAUCCUUCGGUAUGCUAAGAUGAAGACUGUCACCAACAUCUAUAUUCUUAACCUGGCUGUUGCAGAUGUCCUGUGUAUGCUUAGCUUGCCCUUUAUUGCAAUUCAGCUAGCAUUGCUUCACUGGCCUUUUGGUGCUGCCAUUUGUCGUAUUGUCCUUACCAUGGAUUCACUGAAUCAGUUCACCAGCAUUUUCUUCCUGACCGUGAUGAGCAUUGACCGGUAUCUUGCGGUGGUACAUCCAAUAAAGUCAACUAAAUGGCGCAAGCCACGAGUGGCCAAAAGUAUUAGCCUUGCCAUGUGGGGGGUGUCACUUCUUGUUAAUUUGCCCAUUAUGAUCUUUAGUGGCUUGAACACUAAUAAGAAUGAGGCACGGACAUGUACUAUGCUGUGGCCAGAACCUCAAAAUACCUACUACACUGCCUUCAUCUUCUAUACGUUUUUUCUGGGCUUCUUUCUGCCACUUAUCGUUAUUUGCCUGUGCUACCUGCUCAUCGUGAUCAAGGUAAAGUCAUCAGGUGUGAGAGUUUGCUCCAGCAAGCGAAAGCGCUCUGAGCGCAAAGUAACACGGAUGGUAUCCAUUGUGGUUGUUGUGUUUGUGCUCUGCUGGUUGCCGUUCUACAUGUUUAAUGUGGCAUCUGUGACAGGCACACUCAUCCCUACACCAGUGCUGAAGAGCACCUUUGAUUUUGUAGUGGUACUGGGAUACGCCAACAGCUGCGCCAACCCAAUUCUCUAUGCAUUCUUGUCAGAUAACUUCAAGAAGAGCUUUCAGAAUGUUCUUUGCCUCAAGAGGGUAGGAGGACUGGAUGAAAUUGAGCGUAGUGACAGCCGGCAGGACAGGACACGAAUGGUCAAUGACAUCAUCACAGAGACACAGAAUGCUGCCCUACUUAAUGGUGAUCUUCAGACAAGCAUCUAGGAUUGGACAGGAAAUCUGGAUUUACAAAUAAACAGUAACCUGGACUAAUAUAAAGGAUAGAAGGUCACUAUUCUUCAGUAUGAGAGAUUCCACCUGGUUUUGACCACAUUUGGGGGACCCGAUAAAUUGCACAGGAAUGGUUAAUCCAGAAGUAACAUGUUCAGUCCUUUCAUUUUAUGUCCAAAGUCUACUGACAAUAUUGAUUAUGAAGGGGGAGAACUACUAUCCCUUCUCUGGACACAUUUUCAUACAUAUUUUAAGGAAACUGAGAUCCAGGAAAAAGAGGCCACGAUCAUGAAGACACUUAGAGAAUGUCACUCAACCACUGUUUGCAUUGUGUUUCUGUGAGUUAUAGCCAUAAAUCUUAUCUGUUAAUGAAGAAAAGUUCUUUGUCCUCAUACGGUAUGCAGAAAUGAACUCUCAAGCAACAAAAUGUGGGCUUGAAAAAACCCUUUUAUUAUGUUAAUACUUCACUCUAGAAAGAACAGAAGACAGAAAGCUGAUACCAUCCAGACCUGAAAAUUACAAAAGUAAUCCUAAUAAUGUGUAAGAAACAUAAUAAUAAAUUUUAAUAAUAAAAUAAAUAAUAUAUAACUCUUUAAAAUGUAACAAAAAGAGAAAAAGUUUUUCAUUAUAAUAUCAUAUGAGAAAUCAUUUUACUGACACCACAUGAUUGUGACUUUCAGUUAUAUUUAUACUACAUUUAUUUACUUAUUUACAUCUCUCAGACAUUCAAGAUGUAGGUGUCUGGAUGCUGCUAUGUUGUUUAAUUAGUCAUUGCUGAAUUUGAGACAAUAAAAAAGAAAAAGAUUUACAUUUGAGUUAUUAGUGAUACAGAAAAAGAAAUGGAUAGAGGGCAUGAGAAAAUAAGAGUGGAAAAAUUUGAGGGCAUACAUUAUCGGUCCUCGGCUGCAAUGAAUGAGAGAAAAUGCCAUCAGUAAAAUAUAAGUAAAACUUGACAUCUAAAAGUAGAUGUAAUAUUACAUGAUGUAAUAUUACAUGAUUAAUGGUCCACAGAUAAGCUGUAAUGGCAGGUGCUUAAGGAUAAUUGGAUAUGUAAUUUCCUCUUAAGACACUGAUGCUGGUUAAUCCAUCAAAUGAUAUACACCACUGAAGACUUUUCCAGUAAUAAAAAAAAUAUUAGACAUAAAUUCUGAAGAAGGCGCAGAGAUUCACAGUGGGAGAAAUGCCCACAAAUAGCUGGUGUGCAUGUGGUCAAUCAAAAGAUAUUAACAAUAAUUCAUUACCAUGUUUGUAAAAUGUGCAGAUAUCAAAAUUAUACGUCAUAUAUAUUAUACAAGCAUUGAAUUUGUAUGUGUGAUUGUAUAAACAUCUUAAGCCUGUUAAUCUAGAUAGUGUUUAUGUGUAAAUAGUACAUAGACAUAAAAAAAAAAUUUAUAACAACUUAAAUACAAUAAAAAAAUAAGAGGAAUUUA
Hemibagrus wyckioides is the source of this 2859-nucleotide messenger RNA. It is a transcript of the gene sstr2a, whose product is annotated as somatostatin receptor 2a. The coding region runs from base 344 to 1423 and encodes 359 amino acids. The transcript is spliced from 2 exons. Gene Ontology annotation, cellular component: membrane; neuron projection. Lineage: Eukaryota; Metazoa; Chordata; Actinopteri; Siluriformes; Bagridae. Gene Ontology annotation, biological process: cellular response to estradiol stimulus; cellular response to glucocorticoid stimulus; neuropeptide signaling pathway. The record is from RefSeq and is a predicted model, not a curated record. Gene Ontology annotation, molecular function: neuropeptide binding; somatostatin receptor activity.